Molecule: messenger RNA, 498 nt
Organism: Mesorhabditis belari
Lineage: Eukaryota; Metazoa; Nematoda; Chromadorea; Rhabditida; Rhabditidae
Source: the annotation of a GenBank genome assembly
AUGUCUGCAAGAAAGCUCGGCCGGAACAAUAAUAGCAAUUCGGUGAAACGUGUGAAAGCAAGUGAAGCUGUGGUUGCCGACCCGGAUUCCUCGUUCGUCAGCGAUUCGUCAAUUCCACCCACGCCAACAAACACUCCAAUCAGCAAGGGAAUGCAACGCUCAACAUCGUUGAACUCGGUCGGUGGUCGCAAACGCAAGCAUGCCGACAACUCCAACCAAUAUCAUCGCUAUCUACUUAAGGUUCUCAAGUUGUUGCAUCCGGAAAUCGGCUUCAGCGUGAAAGGAGCCGAGGUGAUGAAUGCUUUGAUCGUUGAUACGCUGGACAAGUUGGCAAGUGAAAUUGUGCGUUUGCGAGAAGCCGCGAAAAAGAAGAAGAAGAUGGUGACGGCAGUGGAUAUGCAAGCGGCUGUUCGACUCGUUUUUCCGGAGGUAUUUGCUCGACAUGCAAUCAUUGAAGGCACCAAGUCUCUCGAGAAGUAUCGUCGAUCUCUUAAAUCU